Molecule: messenger RNA, 2261 nt
Organism: Rhagoletis pomonella (apple maggot)
Lineage: Eukaryota; Metazoa; Arthropoda; Insecta; Diptera; Tephritidae
Gene: AP-2mu
Product: AP-2 complex subunit mu
Exons: 4
Coding region: 140-1453 (437 amino acids)
Biological process (GO): intracellular protein transport; clathrin-dependent endocytosis
Cellular component (GO): AP-2 adaptor complex; cytoplasmic vesicle
Molecular function (GO): clathrin-cargo adaptor activity
Source: RefSeq, a predicted model, not a curated record
CAGCUGUCAAGUGAAUCGAAAAAAGAGGGUGUUGAUCGAUAAUCACAGAAAAGUGAAAAUUAGCAAAAUUUUUAAUUCGAGUUGGACGUUUUGGUGUUGUAUAUACUAUUGAAGGAAGUGAAAAAGGCUUUUUGCUGAAAUGAUUGGUGGAUUAUUUGUAUAUAACCACAAGGGGGAGGUACUAAUCAGUCGCGUAUAUCGUGAUGAUAUUGGACGUAAUGCAGUGGAUGCUUUUCGUGUCAACGUCAUCCAUGCAAGGCAGCAAGUGCGUUCCCCGGUAACGAAUAUUGCAAGAACAAGCUUUUUCCAUAUAAAGCGUGCCAAUAUUUGGCUAGCUGCCGUGACCAAACAAAAUGUAAAUGCAGCAAUGGUAUUCGAAUUCCUAUUAAAAAUUAUCGAAGUAAUGCAGUCAUACUUUGGUAAAAUUUCUGAAGAAAACAUUAAGAAUAACUUCGUUUUAAUAUAUGAAUUGCUCGACGAGAUACUCGACUUCGGUUAUCCGCAGAACACGGACUCUGGCACGCUGAAGACGUUCAUAACGCAGCAGGGUAUUAAGUCGGCCACUAAGGAAGAACAAAUGCAAAUCACCUCACAGGUAACCGGUCAAAUCGGAUGGCGGCGUGAAGGCAUAAAAUACCGUCGCAAUGAACUUUUCCUCGACGUGUUAGAGUACGUGAAUCUACUGAUGAGUCCACAGGGCCAAGUGCUUUCCGCACAUGUUGCUGGAAAAGUAGUUAUGAAGUCGUAUCUUUCAGGAAUGCCAGAGUGUAAAUUUGGUAUAAAUGACAAAAUAGUGAUGGAAUCAAAAGGCCGUGGCAUUGGCGGCAAUUCAGAGGCGGAAACCUCACGCUCAGGCAAGCCUGUUGUCGUAAUCGAUGACUGUCAGUUUCAUCAGUGUGUGAAAUUGAGUAAAUUCGAAACCGAGCACUCCAUUAGUUUUAUUCCACCCGAUGGAGAAUUCGAGUUAAUGCGCUAUCGCACUACCAAAGACAUUUCAUUGCCAUUCCGAGUUAUUCCUCUUGUACGAGAAGUUGGCCGUACUAAAAUGGAGGUAAAAGUAGUACUAAAAUCGAAUUUCAAACCGUCACUAUUAGGUCAGAAAAUAGAAGUAAAAAUUCCGACGCCAUUGAACACUUCGGGAGUACAAUUGAUUUGUCUCAAGGGGAAAGCCAAAUACAAGGCUUCAGACAACGCAAUUGUGUGGAAAAUAAAGCGUAUGGCAGGCAUGAAAGAGACGCAACUAUCAGCGGAAAUUGAGUUGUUAGAAACGGAUACGAAGAAAAAAUGGACACGUCCACCUAUUUCAAUGAAUUUCGAAGUACCAUUCGCGCCAUCAGGAUUUAAAGUACGAUAUCUAAAAGUAUUUGAACCAAAACUGAAUUACUCCGAUCACGAUGUUGUAAAAUGGGUACGCUACAUUGGCCGCAGUGGUCUCUAUGAAACUCGCUGUUAAAUUGGCGAAGACUCUGGACGAGUAAAAGAGUAAAGAAUUUUCCGAUUUGUAUUCUCAAUCUGAUUGAACGCACUAUAUUCCACACUAGUUCUUAAAUGUAUAGCCAUUACACACUACAUACAUAAAUGCAUAUUAAUCAUAUUAUUUAAUCACAUUUUUUAUUAUGACAUUCUAAUUUUGUAAAAUUACUAUUGGUCUUUAUUACAUACGUAUAUUCCUCAAUUUUAUACUACAUACCUAUGAUAUUAUUUUAUUUUCAUAACAUGAAUGUUAAUUAAAAAAAAUCACGUUUUCUGCGAACAAUUUAUGCGAAUACAAAAGUGAAUAUGCUCCAACCUCCCUUUGUGAUUCUUAGAUUUCUAUUCAAAAUUUUCAUGUGGUUCAAGAAAUGCAAACCUUUAUAAACUAAACACAGUAUAUGUGUGAAUUCGUAAGUUUGUGCAGGAAUUAGCCCAGCAGAGUGGUACUGUCGUACCAAUUUUAUCUGUGUACGAUCAUAUGGAAAUGAUUAACAAAAAAUGUUUAGAAAAUAUGAAGGUUCCAUGAACUUCUUUCUUGUUGAUGCUAGCAUCCACAGAAGAUGUGUACUCAUGAGCACCGUGCAAAUUUUUGCAGAGGAAUUGAAAUUGGUGGAGUCAAAGGUAACAAAAAGUGUGAUGAGCACAGAAAUUUAUGUAUAUGGAGUUAAAUAAUGGAAUUAGAUGGCUUGUAUUCUCAUACAUACAUAUAUAAAUGUCAAAACCUAUAAUAUGUAUGCAUAUGUUUCCACAUAUUGCUCACUUUUCUUCUGUUGUAUAAUAGGCAUAAA